Vicia faba (fava bean) is the source of this 1098-nucleotide messenger RNA. The record is from the annotation of a GenBank genome assembly. Lineage: Eukaryota; Viridiplantae; Streptophyta; Magnoliopsida; Fabales; Fabaceae.
AUGGCCUCAAUGACCAUACUACCCUUCUUGCUCUUCCUUUCAUUGAUCACUUUUUCAUUAGCAUUAGACAUACCAAGUGGUCGUAGUAACGAUGAAGUUAUGACCAUGUACGAGGAAUGGUUGGUAAAACACCAAAAAGUGUAUAAUGGAUUAGGAGAGAAAGACCAAAGAUUUCAAAUAUUUAAGGAUAAUUUAAAUUUCAUUGAUGAGCACAAUGCUCAAAAUUAUACUUAUACAGUUGGGUUGAACAAGUUUGCAGAUAUAACUAAUGAAGAAUAUUGUUACAUGUAUUUGAAGAUGAGGAGUGAUGCUAAACGUAGGAUCAUGAAAAAUAAGAUCACUGGUCACAGAUACACUUAUAACUCAGGUGAUCGGUUGCCUGUGCAUGUUGAUUGGAGGUUGAAAGGUGUUGUUAAUCACAUCAAAGAUCAAGGAAGUUGUGGAAGUUGUUGGGCAUUCUCAACAGUAGCCACAGUGGAAGCUAUAAACAAGAUUGUCACGGGGAAACUUGUGUCUUUAUCAGAACAAGAGCUUGUAGAUUGUGACAGAGCUUUCAAUGAAGGGUGCAAUGGUGGUCUCAUGGAUUAUGCCUUUGAGUUCAUAAUUGGAAAUGGUGGCAUAGACACUGACCAACACUAUCCAUACAAGGGAUUUGAGGGUAGAUGUGAUCCAACAAGGAAAAAUGCCAAGAUAGUAAGCAUUGAUGGAUACGAGGAUGUUCCAUCAAAUAAUGAAAAUGCAUUAAAGAAAGCUGUGGCUCAUCAACCUGUUAGCGUUGCUAUUGAGGCUUCUGGAAGGGCUUUGCAACUCUAUCAAUCUGGUGUAUUUACUGGUAAAUGUGGGACAAGCUUAGAUCAUGCUGUGGUAGUUGUUGGAUAUGGUUCUGAAAAUGGUGUAGAUUAUUGGUUGGUGAGGAACUCAUGGGGCACUAACUGGGGUGAAGAUGGUUACUUCAAGAUGGAGCGUAAUGUGAAAAGAACUUAUACAGGAAAGUGUGGAAUUGCAAUUGAAGCCUCAUACCCAGUGAAGUAUGGUCGAAACUCUGCAAUCACUGAAUCAGCUUAUGAAAAAGUUGAAGUGCUUGUUAGCAGUACUUGA